AACAACUUAUUGUCAGCACAGCCAAGAAUGAAUAUUAAAUUGGCAUGACCUGAGGUAUAUAUAAGCUAUUCAGAGAGCUAGUUUCCAGUGCAACAAUAACAUGAGCAUCAAGAUAACAGGUGUACUGUUGCUGCUGACAUCCCUUCUUAAAUCAGGGAAGAGCACAUGUACCCCAGCAUCACUGGACGGUGGGAAGUACGGUGUUAAACUGGAUGGUAACGGAACAGAUAAUAACGGGAAUCUAAACUCGGGAGCCACCUGGGCAACUGUCACUGUAAAGUGUCUUUCUACUGGCUUUACAUUUUCAAACGGAGUUAGACGGGUGCCAGAUGUAGAUGUAGAUACGGUAGAUACAGAUCAAAGGAUAGUGGUACAAUGUGGAGUAGAUGGAGCCUGGCACCCCAACAUUUGGUACAAAUACUCAGCUACCGGGGUCCCCGACACUUCUCAACUCAGAUACACCUACUGUUCGCCGGGUUGCCACAUGUUACCACGGUACAGCUACAAGGUUACUUAUCCCCCUGGUUUGGUGACCUCAGAGGAGUACUCAGCCCCAGUUCAACCCAACGCUGAGUUAUAUGUGUCACUAAGAUGUGGUAACGGUUACACAGAAGCAGUGGGAGAUACUGGCUACAAGACUCUGCAGUGCAAACAGAAAGUGUCCACUGGUGGUUCAGGGCUGGAUGUGGAGUGGUCAGUGGACGAGAACAACCGCCUAACUUGUGUCCGAGGGUGUAAAGACAUAACGGAAAGUGUGCAAUAUGGAGAAACAACAGCUUCAUCGAGUAAAGUAGCUGAUGGACCACCUUUUGUUCCUGGUGAUAUAAUCCCUUUCUCCUGCAAAAAUGGGUACAGGUUGGUGGGACACAGUAAGUUGACAUGCCGUGGUGACAACACCUGGAGUGAGGAGAUACCGGAGUGUGUUAGUGCGUUAGUGACCAGUUCAGCUGAUUCUCCUCACCUGGAAACUCAUUAUAUCAUGACAAUUACAUUCGUGUGGUUUGCUCAGUUUAUGAUCAGGAAACAUUAGCGAUUAUACUAACAGUAACAUUUAACGGUUUGGUAUCAUUUAUAUUAUUUGAGUGCCUAAGUAUUGAAAAGGAAAAUAUUUGAAGUUGAAAUUUUUUAGAAAGUUCCACCAGCAGUUAUAGUUACUAGCAGGAACCCGUGAAAUAUAACCCUAAACGGUUUUUUGCAGAAAGUUGCGUUAAAGUCGAUACCGUGGUGUCAGUAAAAUGGCACAGAUAUAUAUCGUCUCGCUUUAUAUAUAGUAUGAUACAUUAGUAUGAUAAGUGAUAGCCAGUGUUUGAAUUCUAACUGUCCUAUUUAUUCGAAUAAAUAGUAGGAUCUUAUAAACUUGAUUGCAAAAUAUUUGAUGGAGUGAAACUUAUUCGACUUUUGUGAAUCGUGAUUCAAUAAAAAGUUUUGGUUAAGGUAAAUAUCUUAUUUUUAUCGCAUGUGAUACUGAUUAUUAUGUUAUUUUGAUUGAUUUGCUUAAUAUUGAUAAUUCUAAUUGUCUGGCCCUGGGGACUGGGCUGCACCCUCAGUAAUAGUACUGGCAAUAUAAACAAGGACCUAAUAUAAAUGAACAAAUCCACGGCAUAAUUAAUACUACUACUAGUAGUAGUAGCUUAUCGAAUUGCGAACUAGGUUUACAGGUUUACUGGACGCAGGACGGCACUCGCCGCUUAGCCUGUCAGUUGUCACUACGCAAUAUCUUCGAUCAGUUUUUAUAAAUACAAACACUAAUCACAGGUUCCCUAUCACUGUGAUUGUAUUACUAUUAGCUCGAGAUC
Molecule: messenger RNA, 1796 nt
Organism: Bolinopsis microptera
Lineage: Eukaryota; Metazoa; Ctenophora; Tentaculata; Lobata; Bolinopsidae
Exons: 8
Coding region: 101-1030 (309 amino acids)
Source: RefSeq, a predicted model, not a curated record